AUUCAACAUGAUUCAUUCAAUGCAGAUGACGAAAAAAAAACAUAAAAAGAUCAUAAACACAAAUUCCAACGCCACCAAGACUACCAAAAAAAACAAAAAACUGCAUUGAGAUGACGAAAACAUACCAAUUAUUUAGAUGAAAGUGAAACAAUAACAACAACAUUCUCCAUCCUCAAUCGUUCUCCCUUCUUUGCACACCCCAACUCUACACAGGUUGAUGAAUUGAGCCACCAAUUUUUGCUGGGGAAGUAAUGAAUGAAGCAAAAACGCAUGAAAUGAAUUGUUGAAGUAACAAACAGUCUUGCCAGAUAGCGAGAAAGAGUUCGUAGCUAUGCGCAUAGCUACCAUAGUGAAUAGUAAAACUCUUCUUUUCCAAAAUUCAGCCUUACACUUACAUCAAUUGUUGCUAUGCGUACGCCAUCAUUCAACAACCAAAUUAUUCCUCGCAGGGCUUUCCCAUAAUACGAAUGAAACAGUCUUGAGAGACACCUUUAAACAACAUGGGCAAAUCAUUGAAGUUAAAGUAAUAUGUGACCAUAAAACUGGGGAAUCAAAAGGGUAUGGAUUUGUUAGGUUCAAUUCUGAAAUUGCAGCUACCUCAGCUCGUAAAGAAUUGCAUGGCCGGAUAGUGGAUGGUAGACGCAUUCGAGUGGGUUAUGCGCACAAAGGGUAAUGUCAAACAAUUCACAGGGGUUUUGCAGCUACAACAAAUUCAUACCUAAUAAUUUGAUACUCAGAUUCUGUAUUCUUAGCUUUUACUCUACAGAUUCUGUUGUUUCAUUCUGUGUGUUUGUCUAUACGUUUUUUAUUGUAUGCAAACAUCUAGGUAACAAUAUUAUACAAAAAUUACAACUCAUUUUUGAACUUAAUUGUGAAGACAUGAUUCCAAAUCACGGGGAGUUGUUUGUCACACCUGCAGGAAUCUAAAGAUUAAGACU
Trifolium pratense (red clover) is the source of this 938-nucleotide messenger RNA. Its product is annotated as glycine-rich RNA-binding protein 2, mitochondrial-like. The record is from RefSeq and is a predicted model, not a curated record. The coding region runs from base 332 to 673 and encodes 113 amino acids. The transcript is spliced from 4 exons. Lineage: Eukaryota; Viridiplantae; Streptophyta; Magnoliopsida; Fabales; Fabaceae. Gene Ontology annotation, molecular function: RNA binding.